Messenger RNA from Rhodotorula toruloides NP11, 843 nucleotides. RefSeq names its product Mob1/phocein family protein. The transcript has 3 exons. Gene Ontology annotation, cellular component: cytoplasm. Lineage: Eukaryota; Fungi; Basidiomycota; Microbotryomycetes; Sporidiobolales; Sporidiobolaceae. The coding region runs from base 1 to 843 and encodes 280 amino acids. The record is from RefSeq and is a predicted model, not a curated record.
AUGUCGGGCGGUCGAGCUGCGUUCUUGAAGCUGCCGACGGGCGCACCUCCCUCUCGAAGCCGCACACCCUCCCCCGUUCGCCCCGACCGACGCGGCCGCCUGCGCAAAGGGACUCGAUUGGGGGACGCCUACGAGACCGAUCCGUUCUCGCCCAUCCGCCCUUUCGAAUCUUUCACCUCGUCCUUUGCCGUUCAAGAGUACAUCACCGCUCUCGUCCGCCGCGACAGUCACGACGUCGACUCUAUCAUCACGAUUCCCACCGGUUUCGACGACGGCGAGGACACUCCAAUUGAGCUGGUCGACGAGGACGUGUGGGUGAUGGAGCACCUGCGCCGCAUCACGCUCGACCAGCACAUCUGGAUUGCGGCACCCACGGGCGUCUGCACGCGCUCGACAUGUCCAUCGAUGACAGCAGGUCCAGACUGGCUUUACGUGUGCGCCGCACACUAUGCUCCGCCUGAUCCGCCAUGCUGCGCCAUCGACUACAUCACGCAUGCGAGCGACGGCGCGCAGGCGUUGCUGUGCUCGUCAAAGUACUUCCCGAGCAGGAUGAGCGUGAGCGAGGGGAGUCGGAGGCUGCUGGAUGCGGUCGCGAGGCGGUUGUACAGGAGUGUCGCCCACGCGUUCUUCCACCACCGGCCGCUCUUCGUCCAGCUCGAAGCGGAGACCUCGCUCGUCAGGCGUUUCACCGAGCUGAGCCGGCGUUUCAAGCUUAUGGACGAGGCAAGCAUGGUCAUACCGGAGUUUGGCGAGCUGGAGGAGGAGGAGAUAGACUUGGAGGACGAGGGAAAUGUGGCGCAUGGGGAGGCGAGCGAGAUCCGGCUGGUGGGCGAUGGGGAGUAG